Molecule: messenger RNA, 756 nt
Organism: Schistocerca americana (American grasshopper)
Lineage: Eukaryota; Metazoa; Arthropoda; Insecta; Orthoptera; Acrididae
Product: nucleolin-like
Exons: 3
Coding region: 1-756 (251 amino acids)
Source: RefSeq, a predicted model, not a curated record
AUGCUUUCCUUCUUCUUCCGUCGGCCUCUGGUGUGGUGGUGUCGCUGCUUCGUCGGCUGGAAUCCAGGGCCAAAGGUAGGCAGGCGGUUGUUUACCAACAGCAGGGAGCACAGCUGGUGGCUGCUACUGCUGACGUCGACGGCGGGGCAGCCGAUGGCCGCUGCCGACGCGUCGGAUUCCGCUGCGGCUGGUGAGGUGUCGCAGUGCUGCCACGCGAGAACCGGCGCGGCUGACUGGCGAAACCGACACGCGCUCGGCCAGCGGGAGGGCGACGGCCUCUCCGUUGGCGCGUUGCACACGGCGAACGCACUAGAAAACACUGAUGAGGAUGAUGAUGAUGAGGAUGAUGAUGAUGAGGAUGAUGAUGAUGAUGAGGAGGAUGAUGAGGAUGAGGAUGAUGAGGAUGAGGAUGAUGAGGAUGAGGAUGAUGAGGAUGAGGAUGAUGAGGAUGAGGAUGAGGAUGAUGAGGAUGAGGAUGAUGAGGAUGAUGAUGAUGAGGAUGAUGAGGAUGAUGAUGAUGAGGAUGAUGAUGAUGAGGAUGAGGAUGAUGAGGAUGAGGAUGAUGAGGAUGAGGAUGAGGAUGAUGAGGAUGAUGAUGAGAUUGAACAUGCCCGCCUCCCUGCGCCACGGGCACUGGCAGUGAAGGCCACGCCGACCUCAUCCGGAAGCGCGCCGCCAGCGCCAUCUGGUCGCGUGCUGCGCCUGCCCCUGGCGGCGCUCCAGCCACUCAGCACUGGGUCGCCGCACCCAGCCUAG